Molecule: messenger RNA, 2075 nt
Organism: Phoenix dactylifera (date palm)
Lineage: Eukaryota; Viridiplantae; Streptophyta; Magnoliopsida; Arecales; Arecaceae
Source: RefSeq, a predicted model, not a curated record
AAUUACCGAAAAGGGUCGCAGCGGCAACCCGAGCGGGACGAUCGUAGCCGUUGGAAGAAAACAAGGCAUCCAUGCCUUCCCCUCGCUUCCGACUCGGUCACUCGAUCGGCCGUUUCUUCUCUACGAUCGUUGAGCGAGAGAGAAGGCUCCUUCCAGGAUUUUGGACGGAAGAUAACACUCAGACCUCAUUGACUAGGGUUCCUUUUCCUUUUCUCAGACGCAAAUAGAUCUCUACUAAGGUGGAUUUGAGCAGGUUUAAAUGGCCUCCCAAACUCCACUCUUUGUUCUAGAUGAAAAUUUGCCCUUCCCUAGAGGCAAAGGUGUUGAUAAUAUAAAGGCUGAUGUGCCCAAGCCUGCAAAGCCAGCACGUCAUGAACGGAAAGCUUUGCAAGAUCUUUCGAAAGCUGGAAGGCCUCUGCAAAUGGGUGCACCAAAGGGAUCUACUUUGAAAGAUAAGGCCGCGGUGCGUGGUCAUAAGACCCCCAAGAAUGCCUUAAAUAAUAGUGUUCUGACUGAUGAGGAAAUAAAGAAAUGUCAUGAGUCAUGAGUGGGCCAAGGAGGGAAUUGAGCAUGCCCAUUUUACAGGAACUGAGCAGCGAAAACUACAGAGAGAAAAGGAUGAAGAAUAUGCGGGAAAGAAAGUGGAUAAAGUAAUGUCUGCACUUCGUCAAUGGACUGACAUGGCCUAUAAUUUUGGAUUGGCAGUAUUGGAUGAUGCUGAUGUUAGUGAAGACAUUGUGAAGUUAGAGCCAGAGAUGCUUCCUCCCAGGGCCAGAUCUCACUUGAAUUCAGAUAAUGAUAAAUUAGAGGAUUUUCUUCUGGAACCUGAGCUUGACUGGUACCCAUAUGCUGACAAGACAUUUGAGCUCAAGCUCAAAGAUGAUGUAGAUGGCGAAGUUACUUGCAUCAGGAGCUGACUUGGCUCAAGUGGUCAAAAAUUUCUUUGUAGAAGAGGUGCUACCUGACAUCGCAGGUGGGAAAUCCAACUAAAGAUCACAGCACAUGGGCUCCCCUCAUUCCCAGGUUCGGUGCAUGCACGAGUGGUGCUUUUUGCAAGUCUUUUCGUCGCACCAAGCCCUCAUAUUCUUGGUUCUAAGGAUUGCUGCUGCUAAUUGACUGGUUCAUUGAAUCCUCCUGCCAACUAGUGAUCUAAACCACCCCCCCGUCUCGGUCCUCCGCCCUCCAACCUGUAGAAAGUGGGACCCAACUUCAGACCAGUUCCCUCCCCCCGUCAGUGGGGGCCCACCUUCCUUUGUCCCUCCCCGCUCAGUGAGGGCCCACCUCCCUUUGUCGUUGAGAGCCAGAGUCUCUCUCUCUCUCUCUCUUCCUUUCUAUUUAAACGAAGGAGCCCCUUAAUGGUCUCCUCCAUCUAAAUAGAACUAGCGAACCAGCUUCACAGUGCUACGACCUGCUCUCUCUCUCUCUCUCUCUCUCUCUCUCUCUCUCUCUCUCUCUCUCUCUCUCUCUCUCUCUCUCUCUCUUCUAUCUCUCUUAUUCUUGGACUCACUUGGAUGGGGAUGGGGAGUGUAAUAAUGGCAGGGAAGGAGGAGGCAUGGCUUGCGGUGGGGUUGGUGGCGGUGGGGUUGGUGUAUGUGGUGGUGUUGGUGGUGGAGGCGAUGUGGAGUAGCGCGGCGUCGCUGCUCCUCCCGUACUGCAGCGGCUGCUUCCCUGCGCAGUUGCUUGUUCUUCCUGAUCCGAAGAGCUUUCGCUUCGAUCGCUCCUCCGGCGGCGAAUAAAGAACGCUCCCGCACCUGGGAGACGUCCGGGUCGUCGUUUCUUAUUGCUCUCUUGGCAUGUCGAUGAUGGACGGAUGCAUGCAGAAAGCUUCUCCCUGUUGCUUGUCCAUCCUGAUCCCAAGAGCUUUCUCUUCGGUCGCUCCUCCGGCGGCGAAUAAAGAAGGCUCUCGCACCUGGGAGACGCCCGGGUUUCUUAUUGCUCUCUCGAUGAUGGACGGAUGGAUGGAGAGAGCUUAUAUUUUUACUCUGUUUAUUGAUUUUGUUGGUGUUGGGGGAAUAAGAUUUUUCUCCAAGUGACACGAAUGCCCCCAAGAAGCCACACAAUCGCCGACCCUGAAC